AGAGAAUACAGGGUAGCAUUACAUAAGGAACUCCCAUGGCCAUUGCUACGACUUCCUACUUCAUCUCACGAACGCUCCUCUUCUCCUCCAAGAAGCUCUCAUCCACCAUGAGUAUGGCUUCCAAAACCAUACACUCCUCGUCACAAUCUAUUACUCCUUCUUCCUCUCCUUCCCUGAAGAUUGUGGACUCCCAUCUCCAUGUCUGGGCUUCUCCCCAAGAGGCUGCAGAGAAGUAUCCUUAUUUUCCGGGCCAGGAGCCUUCGAUCCCUGGAGACGCUGAUUUCUUGCUCAAGUGUAUGUCGGAAGCAGGAGUGGAUGGUGCUCUCAUCGUGCAGCCCAUAAAUCAUAUGUUUGACCAUUCUUUAGUAACUAGUGUUUUGAAGAGGCAGCCAUCAAAAUUCAUUGGUUGUUGUCUUGCAAAUCCCGCGGAAGAUGGAAGUGGGAUUAAGCAGCUUGAAGAUCUAGUUCUGAAGGAUGGAUAUUGUGCUGUUCGUUUCAACCCAUAUUUAUGGCCUUCUGGUCAAAAGAUAACAAAUGAAAUUGGUAAAGCAAUGUUUUCGAAAGCAGGAGAACUUGGCAUACCAGUUGGAAUUAUGUGUAUGAAGGGUCUUAGUUUACACAUUUCAGAAAUAGAGGAGCUAUGCACAACCUAUCCUUCAACUGUUGUGUUACUUGAUCACAUGGCUUUCUGCAAACCACCAGUAAAUGAUGGAGAACGAGAAACCUUCUCUGCACUGCUAAAUCUUUCCAGAUUCCCACAGGUUUACGUGAAGUUCAGUGCCCUUUUCCGCUUGUCAAGAAAACCAUAUCCAUAUGAAGAUACUGGAGAACUUCUUUCCCAAGUGAUCUCCAGCUAUGGGGCGAACCGAGUCAUGUGGGGAAGCGAUUUCCCCUAUGUGGCUUCAGAGUGCGGCUAUAAAGAGGCAAAGGAAGCUGUCUCUCUUAUUGCAAGUCAGAUACAUGUUUCAUCAUCCGAUUUGGAGUGGAUUAUGGGCAGAACGGCGAUGCAACUCUUCGAACACUCCUAGAAAUAUUGAACAAAAUUGAAGUAAUUAUUACAAAAGAAAGAGGGAGGGAUAUUUGGUAUGUAUAGAAUUUUAAGCAUGAGUAAACAACAAUAUUUUGAGGAAUAAACACUCAAGAUAACAAGCUGAAGCAAUUGCCACCAA
Messenger RNA from Phoenix dactylifera (date palm), 1169 nucleotides. The record is from RefSeq and is a predicted model, not a curated record. Lineage: Eukaryota; Viridiplantae; Streptophyta; Magnoliopsida; Arecales; Arecaceae.